Hydractinia symbiolongicarpus is the source of this 1684-nucleotide messenger RNA. Its product is annotated as ribonuclease Oy-like. The transcript is spliced from 9 exons. The coding region runs from base 157 to 921 and encodes 254 amino acids. Gene Ontology annotation, cellular component: extracellular region. Gene Ontology annotation, molecular function: ribonuclease T2 activity; RNA binding. The record is from RefSeq and is a predicted model, not a curated record. NCBI's taxonomy places the organism in Eukaryota, Metazoa, Cnidaria, Hydrozoa, Anthoathecata, Hydractiniidae. Gene Ontology annotation, biological process: RNA catabolic process.
GUUGUGUUGAGAGAGGGAUAUAUUCAAAGUUGAUAACACUUAUUAAUAUAGAAACGGUAAUAAAAGCCAGGUCACCACGUGAUACGACCGUGCAAAACACAUGACGCUUUUGAGUGCUGUUGCGGUUCUGAAGAACAGAGCAAGGACAAAAAAGAGAUGGCUUACUUCUACCUCCAGAAUAAAUUUAUCAAGGCACUGUUAAUUUUUGUAACUGUUAUAUCAGCCCAUGGUUUCAUGAGAUAUCUCAGUGAUUGGGAAAAUGACAGACCAACAUGCACCCAUACACACCAGGAACCCUGGGAUUAUUUUAUGCUGGUGAUGCAAUGGCCACAAGCUCAGUGUGAAAUAGCUAAUGUUACUGGCCAGCACGAGUGUGUUAUUCCCCCAGUGGUGAAAGGUUGGACCAUUCAUGGUUUAUGGCCAUCUGGCGAAAGCAAAGAUUAUCCAUUCUGUUGUCAUUUGUGGCAUUUUGAUGUCAAUAAAAUACAGGACCUUCUGCCAAAUUUGGAGAAAUAUUGGCCUAACGUGUAUGCUGAUACUGAAGAUGAUUCUUUUUGGCGACACGAGUAUGAGAAGCAUGGUACAUGUGCAGCUAGUGUAGCUGGUUUUGAAGAUGAACACUCAUAUUUCCAACAAACAUUGACUCUUCGAUCUUUAUAUACACCUAUGACUGUUCUUGAGAAGAAUGGUAUAACUCCUAGCACUGACCCUUAUAAGCUUUCUGACAUUGUGAAUGUGAUUGAUAGUGCUUAUGGUGUGAAAACGUGUGUUGAAUGUGGGUACAUUAAGGAAUCACAGACACAGUUACUCAGUGGAUUAUAUGUUUGCUUGACGAAAGAUCUUCAACUGAAGAAUUGUACUGAUUGUGAACAUGCAUGCUAUGAUGAUGAGGAUGUGUAUUAUCAUCCACUACAUAUGUGAUUUUUUAAACAUGAUUUUAUGUAUGAUGGAAGGCUUUUAAUAAACGUUUAUUGCACUCAGCCCUGUAGGACAGUGUGUAUUAAAACGCAAACCCAGUUUUUUGUUGAAACAAAAAAUUGACUAACUCGUGUUUUUUUUACGUGGAACUCUCGGCUAAAACUGCGAAAAUAACGCAACGAGCGAAAAUAAGUAAAUUUUCGUGUUUCGUUACAUAGAUACGCUAAAAGGAAUUUUUCGAGAAUUGUCUUUGUGUUAUAUUACUUAUUGAAAAAUUGACAUAGGUAGGUUAUGGUAGUUGCGUCAACAUAAGUCGCCAGCAAAGUUGUUAAGCUGCAGGGUUGAGUGUUAACCAAAUGGGUUUUCUUGUUGGGGGUUCUUAAAAAAAAACAUCUAAGUUUCGAAAGCCUUGUUUUAAAAAAAGUUGAUAGAAAUUUAACGUUUAAUCAGAGUUUUACCUUUUCAUUGGCAAUUUUUUGCAGGACUUUUUAAAAGGUGCUUGGGCAAAUAUGUUGUAUUUAGAAAUUUAAAUGUACCAAAAAAGGACUUACGUGUUAUUCCAAUGUUUAUUGAUAUAAUGAUGUGUCUGUUUCAUACCAGCCACAGAGCCAUUACUUUAGCGUCUCUAUAAUAACUUUCGUUAUGCAGUGAAGAUGGAAUUUACUCGACUUUUUUCUGAGUUAUUGUAAUUUUUAUAAACAACUAAUUGGUUUAUAAUCUUAGCAAUUUAUUUUUUACUUUUAUAUACAAGAAAUGUUUUGUGUUA